Messenger RNA from Brassica oleracea var. oleracea, 1701 nucleotides. Its product is annotated as NEDD8-activating enzyme E1 catalytic subunit. The coding region runs from base 103 to 1479 and encodes 458 amino acids. Gene Ontology annotation, molecular function: NEDD8 activating enzyme activity. Gene Ontology annotation, biological process: protein neddylation. Gene Ontology annotation, cellular component: cytoplasm; nucleus. Lineage: Eukaryota; Viridiplantae; Streptophyta; Magnoliopsida; Brassicales; Brassicaceae. The record is from RefSeq and is a predicted model, not a curated record. The transcript has 9 exons.
GAGAGGUUUCGAAACUCUCUGUGGCAGUGUGUAUCGCCUCCUUGGAUUGUUGGAGCUCUCCUCCGUCAUCAUCAGUUUCUCUGAAUCGACACACUCUCUCGUAUGGUUUUAAUGGAUGCUCCUCAGAGUAAGUCGAGAGACCUCGACAAGCUUCUUCUCAGAUCUGGAAAUCUCGUCGGCCCCGGCUUCUUCCCCGGAACCGAUCUGAGAGACGAUAUACGAGAAUAUGUGAGAGUCUUGGUGGUUGGUGCGGGUGGAUUGGGUUGUGAGCUCCUCAAGGACUUGGCUCUUUCCGGUUUUCGUAAUUUGGAUGUGAUUGACAUGGAUCGAAUCGAGGUCACCAAUCUCAAUCGCCAGUUCCUCUUCAGACUUGAGGAUGUAGGAAAGCCUAAGGCAGAGGUAGCAGCAAAGCGUGUGAUGGAGAGAGUGAGUGGGGUGGAGAUUAAGCCUCAUUUUUCGCGUAUAGAAGACAAAGAGCUUGACUUUUAUAACGAUUUUAAUAUCAUUGCUCUUGGUCUUGACUCCAUCGAAGCUCGGAGAUACAUCAAUGGUGUAGCUUGUGGCUUUCUUGAGUAUGAUGAGGAUGAUAACCCGAGGAGUGAAACAAUUAAGCCGAUGGUUGAUGGAGGAACCGAAGGUUUCAAGGGUCAUGCUAGAGUUAUCGUCCCUGGUGUUACACCCUGCUUUGAGUGCACGAUUUGGCUUUUCCCACCUCAAGUGAAGUUUCCUUUGUGCACUCUCGCAGAAACCCCUAGGAAUGCAGCUCAUUGCAUUGAGUAUGCUCAUCUCAUUAAGUGGCAUGAGGUUCAUGGUGGAAAAUCAUUUGAUCCUGAUGAGCCGGAACAUAUGAAGUGGGUCUAUGAUGAGGCUAUCAAGAGAGCCGAGCUUUUUGGAAUUCCUGGUGUCACAUACUCUCUCACACAAGGUGUGGUUAAAAACAUCAUACCGGCGAUUGCAUCCACCAACGCGAUUAUAUCCGCAGCUUGUGCACUUGAAACCUUGAAGAUUGUAUCUGGAUGUAGCAAAACACUUGCAAAUUAUCUUACGUAUAAUGGUGGAGAGGGUCUCCACACUAAAGUGACUGAAUUUGAGAGAGACAAGGAGUGUCUUGUAUGUGGUCCGGGUAUUCUGAUUGAGCUGGACACCUCAAUUACUUUGCAAAAGUUCAUUGACAUGCUUGAAGAGCAUCCCAAGCUUCUAUUGUCGAAUGCAAGUGUCAAACACGGCAAAGACAGCCUCUACAUGCAGGCGCCUCCUGUUCUAGAAGAAAUGCACAGACCAAACCUAAGCAAGCCGCUCUAUGAUCUCAUGGGAAGAGUCGAGAAGGACACUGUUCAUGUGUUUGGCACAGCCCUCAAGAACGAAGAGAAACAGUCGAGCUUAACGAAGCUAAGGGUUGUUUUCAAAGAAGUUGAUGGUGUUGCAGACAUGGAUACAGCCAUUUUGAGAGUGAACUCUAAGAGAAAAACACCCCUUUGAUCGCAGCAAGAUCCAUUAAGAUAAUUGGGAAGCUUGACAUUUGUUCCGUUUUCAUUAUUGGUCGUUCUUUUUUUUUUGGUUCCGUAGUUAAUAGCUGUGACAGCAAAUCCUAAGAGCCUGAAACAGAUGGGUUUAUAUGAUUAUUCUUAACCUCCAAGAUGUGUGUGUAUCUGUGACACGAAAUAACAUAGAGCCUGAAACAAGCUCUGAUCUUAUGCUUUA